Molecule: messenger RNA, 1983 nt
Organism: Asparagus officinalis (garden asparagus)
Lineage: Eukaryota; Viridiplantae; Streptophyta; Magnoliopsida; Asparagales; Asparagaceae
Product: CSC1-like protein At1g32090
Cellular component (GO): plasma membrane
Molecular function (GO): calcium-activated cation channel activity
Source: RefSeq, a predicted model, not a curated record
CCAUCAAUACCCCACGUCAUUUCCAUAUGCGCACCUUUCCCCUUCUCGCAGGAACACCACAACAAAACCCCGCGCCCUCCACCGCGAUCAGCUCACCGCGGCUUAAACUCACCACCCCCGGGGCCCACCCCAAAGGAAAAGCGCUCCCUCCCAGCUUUUAGACCCCCUUCGCUCCGGUCACCUCGAUCUCUGAUGGCGACUCUCGAGGACAUCGGAGUCUCGGCCUUCAUCAACAUCCUCAGCGCCUUCGCCUUCCUCCUCGCCUUCGCCAUCCUCAGGCUCCAGCCCGCCUUCGAUCGAGUGUACUUCCAGAAAUGGUACCUCGCCGGAGCUCGACGCGGGAAGUUCGUGAAUCUCAACGUGAGGACGUACUUCACGUUCUUGAAUUGGAUGCGGGAGGCGCUGAGGAUGAGCAAGAAUGACCUGAUCCAGCAUGCGGGGCUCGAUUCUGUUAUCUUUUUGAGGAUCUACAUUCUCGGCUUGAAGAUCUUUGUACCAAUGACAAUCCUAGCUCUGUUAGUUCUUAUUCCGGUGAAUGUAUACGAUGGGACAUUGAAAAAUAUUCACAAAGACAUAGUUUUCAGUGGCAUUGAUAAGCUUUCAAUUUCAAAUGUUAGGGAGGGUUCUCAACGGUUCUGGUUUCACCUGUCAAUGGCAUACUUGUUCAACAUAUGGACUUGCUACGUCCUUUACAAGGAGUAUGGUCAUAUAGCCUUCAUGAGAUUGCAUUUUCUAGCAUCUCAAGAUCGUCGUGCUGCUCAGUUCACUGUAGUUGUCAGAAAUAUCCCACAUGUUUCUGGGCACUCUAUAUCAGAAAGCGUGGAUCAGUUUUUUCAACGGAACCAUCCUGAACACUACCUUGGCCACCAGGCUGUUUAUAAUGCAAACAAAUUUGCCAAACUUGUUAGAAGAAAGGAACGGCUUCACAACUGGCUGGAUUAUUAUCGUCUCAAACUUGAGAGACAUCCAGAUCAGAGGCCCACUAUAAAGAAAGGAUUUCUUGGGCUUUGUGGUGUAAGAACGGAUGCAAUUGACUACUAUAGUGAAAGCAUCAGGGAAAUUGACAAAUACUUAGUAGCAGAGCGUCAGAGAAUUCUCAAAGAUCCAAAAGCUAUCAUGCCUGUAGCAUUUGUUUCAUUUGACUCGAGAUGGGCUGCUGCUAUUUGUGCUCAAACUCAGCAAAGUAGGAACCCAACACGCUGGUUAACUUACUGGGCACCAGAACCACGCGAUGUUUACUGGAAGAAUCUAGCUAUACCAUUUGUUUCUCUCAGCAUCAGAAAACUGCUUAUAGCAUUAUCUGUGUUCGCUCUGGUAUUCUUUUACAUGAUACCUAUUGCUGCCGUGCAGUCACUGGCAAAUCUCGAUGGUCUGGAAAAGGUGGCUCCUUUCCUCAGGCCUGUGAUAGAGCUGAAGGUGAUCAAAUCAUUUUUGCAAGGAUUUCUUCCCGGUUUAGCUUUAAAAAUUUUCUUGUACAUCCUUCCAACAGUUCUCAUGAUAAUGUCAAAGCUUGAAGGCUAUUUCUCUCUAUCAUCUCUGGAGCGAAGGACUGCAGCUAAAUAUUAUUAUUUUAUGCUGGUAAAUGUGUUUCUAGGCAGCAUAAUCACUGGGACAGCUUUUGAGCAGCUUCGUGCUUUCAUCCAUCAGCCACCGACCCAGAUCCCAAGAACCAUUGGAGUAUCAAUACCAAUGAAAGCUACAUUUUUCAUUACCUAUAUUAUGGUUGAUGGUUGGGCUGGCAUUGCUAGCGAGAUCCUUAGAAUAAAGCCGCUGGUCAUAUAUUAUCUGAAGAAUAUGUUUUUGGUGAAAACAGAAAGGGACAGAGAGAAGGCAAUGAAUCCUGGGAGCUACAGUGGAUUGGAAGCGAUGAGAUCGGUUGUCGCUGGAUUGAGGAACAGAAGAACCACCCUGAUCAGUUCUGGCCAUCUGCUACCUCUCAUUGCAAAAUUGUGCUUAACUGGAAUAACCAUGAUCAACGAGUGA